Penaeus vannamei (Pacific white shrimp) is the source of this 2924-nucleotide messenger RNA. It is a transcript of the gene Rint1, whose product is annotated as RAD50 interactor 1. NCBI's taxonomy places the organism in Eukaryota, Metazoa, Arthropoda, Malacostraca, Decapoda, Penaeidae. The record is from RefSeq and is a predicted model, not a curated record. Gene Ontology annotation, biological process: retrograde vesicle-mediated transport, Golgi to endoplasmic reticulum; endoplasmic reticulum to Golgi vesicle-mediated transport; regulation of ER to Golgi vesicle-mediated transport. Gene Ontology annotation, cellular component: Dsl1/NZR complex.
AGAAGUGUAUUAACUAGCACAUAAAUAUAAAAAGAUGGGUAUGCAUUUAGAUGACAGCUUCCAGUUCCUAGUUGAUCAAGAUGAAGUCAAUUUCAAAGUUGUACAGCAGUUGAACUCUGUCUUUGGAAAUGACUUAAAGUGUCUAGAAAAGGCAAGUGGCUUGGUCAAAGAGCUGACCAGGACAAAAGAAGAACUGGAGAAAAGGUUGCGCUUUGCAACAACUGAAGCACCAGACAAGAUCACAAAGGCUGUGAAAGCUGCUGAUGAAGCACUGAAGAAGAAGGAGAAGAUGGUAAAGGAAUGUGAUCAACUGAAAUUAAAGGUUGCACAGCAUAAUAAAAAAGUUGGGAAACUUCUAGAAGAAAUAGGACCAGGAGUUCGCAAAGUACGAGAACUAGAACGUGUUCAGGUGUACCAGCAGUUUGUAAAUGCAGUAGAUGAACAAAGUAAAGAGAUAGAAACCUCAUUACAUAUAGGGGCGGAAGGUCAGGCUCUGCUUGGUUAUAGUCGACUGAGAGAUAAAGCCAAGCUGAUUCAAGAAUCCAAUUGUUCGAAUCUUGUUGCCUUUGUCACCAACACCCUUCUCCAUUGGCAUCAAGUUUUCACUCAGAGGUUUACAAGUGAAUUUGAGGAUGUAUUGAAGGUAAUCAAAUGGCCUUUUACAACUUCCAACACUACUGUGCAUCAGACUCCAGCCUCACCAGAGUCCAUUCAGAGACUUUGUACCCUCACUCAGUAUCUUCUACAAAUUACUCUCCCAGAUGAUAUAGCUAAAGAAAAUGCCAGGCAGCGUGACUUGUCCAUUAUGUCACCUGCUGUGGUAGCAGAUUUUGAACCUCCAUUGUUGCCUAUACAGCUACUUGUGAAACCACUGGAGGUGCGCUUUUUCUACCACUUCAGUGGAAAUAAAGUCACAAACAGCAGAGAAAAUCCUGAAUGGUACUUUACACAAGUUCUAAAGUGGAUUUCUGCCCAUGAAAGCUUCCUAAACUCAAGAAUUCAACAAGUUCUCAAUAGAUAUGGAUACCAGAAUACUUCUGCUAAGGUGGAGUUCAUGAGAGGUUUGGUGCGUCUUUUGGUCCUUAAGUUAGCGUCUGAUCUUCCUGAAGUUCAGUAUGAUGAUGAUCUCUUCUGCAGUACUGUUCAGGAGACUCUCAACUUUGAACGUGAAAUAAGUGUGACGUAUUAUUAUCCUGCUUCCCAGCCUUCUGUUCUGUCAGUACUCACACAGGCCCAAAACUUUGCUCGUUGGAUACACAUCGAGAGGAAAUUUGCUCUAGAGUUGAUGGAUGAGUUUGUGUCUGAUGAUGGUGCGUGGCUUGCAAUGGAGGGUGGUGAAGCAGCGCACUGUGGAGAGCAGCUCAUCCUCCUUGUACAGGGCAUUACUGAUCGCUAUAAGAGACUUCCUCAGCCGGGACAUAGGUUACAGUUUCUGGAGCUGCAACUUGAGCUUCUGGAUGAUUUUCGAGUGCGAGUGUUACAGGUGAUGAAGAGUGAGCGACAAGAUCCUUUAAACUCGCACUACCCAGCCAUUCUCAACACUGUGCAUCAUAUUGCUGCAACUCUCACUGACUGGGCCGAUCUUCCGUUCUUUGUGGAGAUGCAGUACUAUAGAGAACAGUUCAGCCACAUCCAGGACCAAACCACGGCAGCACUGGCUGGUUAUGAAACGGCAAGGUCUACCUCUCCAGAUGACCCUUCGUCGUUCACCUUUCAUUCGCCAGAUGUUUCCCUUUUGAAUACAACGGUCUCACCUGAGGUCUUGGCCCGGCAGGAUGCCUUAGAUUCGCUCAACACAAAUACAGAAGCACCAACUGCAGCUCGACUGGCAGAGGUUUCAGGCUCGGUAUUUGACAGCACAGUUGACUUGUAUACACACAUCCAGGGUGAGAUGGUCCGCAAUCUUGCCAGCUAUGUAUUUACGGAGGUUCGUGCUCGGAGCCAACCAUACAGGAAGGACAAGUGGUUUUAUACUACAAACCCAAAGGCACUGCUAGACUCGAACAAAAUAACUGAUCCAAGUCCCAGUAUUUGUCCAAUGUUGGAGGUGCUUGCAAGACAUCUUCAUGCACUCAGAGAUGUAUUGGCAACUCCUCUUUUCACACAGUUAUGGAAGAUUGUUGCUGAUACCCUCAACAAGUAUGUGUACGAAGAGGUAAUUCUCCAGACACGGUUUAGUGAUACUGGUGCUGCUCAGUUCAAGUUUGACAUGUUACGUGGCUUAUUCCCAAUCUUUGGGGAAUUUACACAGAAACCAGAAAAUUUCUUCAAGUUAGUCAAGGAAUCCGUGAUCUUACUCACCUUGCCACAUGCAACAACUUUUCUUCUGAGGGACACCAUACGUAUGUGGCGCGAUGACCAAGAUGCUUUCAGCCUUGUUAUUUCACCAGUAAAAGCCUUGGCUGAGCAGGGUGUGACACUCCUCACUCCAAAAGAAGCGGACGUAGUUAUGAACAUCAGAAUUUAUGAGCAAAAUAGGAUGGGUUCAUAGGCUGCUGGAGUAGUGUUGAGCAUGUCCAGCAUGCACAACACAAUGUAGAUAAAGGGAUUACUUUAGGUGACACCAACUUCUUUAAAAUGAAACCCAAGUAAAAAUCACAAUACUUUCUGCUCAACUUUUUGUUUUCAUAUAUGAUAAAAAUAUAUACAUUCAUGAUAAUAACCAAUAACAAUCUUCACUCUGAUGUCUCGGCUCUCUUGCUUGCAAAAUGAUUUUUUAAUUUUUUUUUAGUAUGAUGUAAUCAUUAAUUUCAAACAUGCUGAAUGAAAAAUGUUAAUGAGUUUUUCUUUUUUGGCUAUAAGUUUAGAAUGAAAUUAGAGCUCCAGUUUUGUAUUAUAAAAGGAAAUGGCAAUUGUAGUAAGUUCUGUAUGUGUAUUAUGUAUACAUUUAUGUUAAUGUGAAAUAAAUUUUUUGUGGAAAAAAG